This is a messenger RNA of Daldinia caldariorum, 2445 nucleotides long. Its product is annotated as glycoside hydrolase family 3 protein. Gene Ontology annotation, biological process: glucan catabolic process. The transcript has 9 exons. The record is from RefSeq and is a predicted model, not a curated record. NCBI's taxonomy places the organism in Eukaryota, Fungi, Ascomycota, Sordariomycetes, Xylariales, Hypoxylaceae. Gene Ontology annotation, molecular function: beta-glucosidase activity. The coding region runs from base 1 to 2445 and encodes 814 amino acids.
AUGAAUAUUUCAUCUUUGUGGUGUGCCACUCCUUUAGAUCUAGAUGAUUACACCCUCUUGAUAUCCUAUACUACAUUGUCUCAUGUGUACGCCAUGCUGUCGACUUCUCUGUAUAUCUUAGCCGGCCUGGCCACUUGGGGCAGUGACAUCGGCACUGCUGCUCAGUCUAUUAUCACGGAUGACACGACGUUCUACGGCCAAUCGCCUCCAGUAUAUCCGUCACCAAACGGGACCGGGCUCGGGGAUUGGAUAGACUCAUAUGCAAAAGCACGAGCCCUUGUGUCUCAAUUAACUCUUGAAGAGAAGGUUAACCUUACGGGUGGUGUUCAAGUUAAUAGUUCUUGCUCUGGUAUUAUCCUUCCUAUAGAGAGAGUCAAGUUCACUGGCCUUUGUCUCAGCGAUGCUGGUAAUGGAGUGCGCACCACCAACUUCGCCUCGAGUUGGGCCUCCGGCAUUUCGGUUGGUGCAAGUUGGAAUCGCGAAUUGGCUCAUAAGAGAGCUGUUGGCAUGGCUGGCGAGUUCCGAGCGAAAGGUGUUCACAUCGCGUUGGGUCCCGUUGUUGGUCCAUUAGGUCGCAUCGCAUCGAGCGGACGAAAUUGGGAAGGUUUCUCAAAUGACCCCUAUUUAUGUGGCGCUCUAGCUGCCGACACUAUCAAAGGUAUACAGUCAGUAGGAGUCGCGACGAGCACAAAGCACUUCAUCACAAAUGAGCAGGAGACGAAUCGAAAUCCUGAGGGUAACGUUACGGCUGUUUCAUCAAACAUUGAUGAUAAGACCAUGCAUGAAUUAUAUCUCUGGCCUUUCCAAGAUGCAGUGAAGGCUGGCACGGUAAACAUAAUGUGUUCAUAUAAUCGGAUCAACAAUAGCUAUGGCUGUGCCAAUAGUAAGACCCUAAACGGACUUCUGAAGACAGAGUUAGGAUUCCAGGGUUUCGUCGUCUCAGACUGGUGGGCUCAGCACUCAGGUGUCGCUACAGCAUUGGCUGGUCUAGAUAUGACCAUGCCCUUCGCCUCGCCAUACUGGUCCAGUAAUCUCACACAAGCUGUCAAAAAUGGGUCCGUUCCCGAAUCUAGACUGGACGACAUGGCAACAAGAAUUAUAGCUACAUGGUAUAAGCUGGGUCAGGAUGAGGGGUUUCCUGAAAUAGGCAAAGGGAUGCCGUAUGAUCUCUCUCAGCCCCAUCAGCGAGUCAUUGCAAAGUCGCCCAGCAGUAAGGGUAUUUUGCUACAGGGUGCUGUCGAAAGUCAUGUCUUGUUAAAAAACACCAACAAUGCACUUCCCCUUAAGUCGCCCAAGCUAAUCUCCUUGUUUGGAUACUCUGCAAAAUCAUUCGACGUAUAUACACCCGGGGGCGGUGGCUGGAAUGGAGGUUCGGAGUCGUUGGCGCCCUCUGAUUUGAUCCCUAAUGGUGACGAUGUGACCCAUACCCAGAUUGCCGCCAACGGUACAUUGAUCAGUGGCGGCGGAUCUGGCGCAAAUAUGCCAGCCUACGUCAGUUCUCCUGCGGCAGCAUUGAGUCAGCGUGCCUAUGAGGACGACACAAGCCUAUGGUGGGACUUCCACAGCGGGAACCCUCAAGUUGACCAAUCCUCCGAUGCCUGCAUCGUUGUCGGCAACGCUUUCGCGUCGGAAGGUUUUGACCGGCCCGGGCUACACGAUGAUUUUACUGACGCUCUCAUCACCAACGUCGCGUCUCAGUGCAAUAACACAAUUGUAGUGUUCCACAACGCAGGUGUUCGCCUUGUCGAACAAUUUAUCGACCACCCUAACGUAACAGCUCUUAUCUUCGCGCAUCUACCCGGUCAAGACUCAGGUAGGGCUUUGACUUCUAUCCUCUACGGCGAUGUCAAUCCUUCAGGCAAACUGCCGUACUCGGUGCCGCGCAACGAAUCGGAUUACGGCCCGCUCCAACACGCGACUCUUCCUGAUGAUAUAUAUGAGCUAUUCCCACAGUCGGACUUCACGGAGGGCGUAUACAUCGACUACAGAGCUUUUGACGCCAAGAACAUAACGCCUCGCUACGAGUUCGGCUUCGGUCUAAGUUACACCACCUUCGACUACUCUGAUCUCCAGAUUUCCAAAGUCGAAGACGCCGAUACCUCGUCUUAUCCAUCAAAGCCCAUCGUUGAGGGUGGUCAAGAAGACUUAUGGGACGUAGUAGCGAAGGUCUCUGCGACAGUAAGUAAUUCCGGUUCCAUCCAGGGUGCCGAGGUCGCCCAACUCUACGUCGGCAUCCCCAACGGCCCUGUAAAACAACUACGUGGAUUCUCCAAGCCGGUACUUGCACCGGGGGAAUCGGCGGUAGUCGAUUUUGAUUUGACAAGAAGAGACUUGAGCACGUGGGAUGUGAUCGCACAGAAAUGGCUCUUACAGAAAGGCGACUAUGGUGUCUUUGUUGGAUCUAGUAGCCGGACGUUACCUUUGACUGGGACCUUAUCGAUCUAA